UGUUCAGCUUUUUUUUGCAACCGAAGCCAAUUAAACGAGCGAGGCUCGCACAAACGUUAUUUAGUUUAGUAAUGCAUGUACGUAGAAAAAAGCUGCAAACGAAAUUGAAACAAAUCUUGUAUUAAUUGCAAGACUCACGUGGCGACGAUAUUAAUUCACAAUAUGAACAAUGUUAAAAGUUGCGAUAAACAGCAGCUCGAUUGAACGCCACCCGCAACAGUAUACACACUCUGCGAUUUGCAAGUCUCGGUGAGAUAAAUACAAGAUUGUUGCUCGCAUAUCACUUGCUAAACACGAGCAGUCCGCUGUAAAAGCUGUUGCUGCAGCUCUCUGAUCAGUGCGACUCGUCCAGUCGUGCCUCGUGAGCCGACAGCAGUGGAUACAAAUACUAGCGUACAGUGCAGUACUCGCCGUUCCCUCGUGUUACAAGUUUCAAAUUACUACCCCCAGAGCAACAUGAAAUAUAAAAAACGUGAUUACUAAAAUAACCUUCUCUCAUUUAUACUAGCUAAUAGUGUUGCAAUCGGACAAAUCGGAAAAAAUAAGGACAAUGAAAGGUCCCUCAUCCUAAGAAUUUCUAAGCAUAUUUUAACCUUCAUGUAGUAUUUUCUAUAAAAAGUAACUUUUGUUUUCAUCCCCGCCAACCCUUUGUUUACCUGGGGCUUAAUUGUAUAUUCUAAUAAGUUAGUAAUUGGGGGUUCUAGUUAACUAAAUCAACUCCUGACACACGACAAUGAGUAUCUUAUUGACUACAAACGAGGGCUGGCUCAUAUCUCAUCUACGUUACUUAAAUGACGUUUAUAAUACAGUCGAAGAUGAUGAUAAAAUUACAGCUUUUCGAUUCAACCAAGCUAUUUUCCAAAUCAAUUCGCAAUUUUUGCGAGCUAAUCAAGCGCCAAGAGGAAAUAAUCAAAACGGCCCUCAAUGCUCAACUGAAACUAAGAAAGCGAAAAAGCGAAAGUCUACACAGUCGAGUCUGCCUGAUCAAGUCCUUCAACAAAAUCGUUUCGUCGAAUCGGUAGGCCAAAAAAUUAUUGAUCGCGCAAUCGCUCUUCAACUGCUGGCCAAGUAUCAAAUCAACGAUAGUAAUUUGCAAUCGAGACUAGAAUCCAAGCAGUUUUAUCAAGACAGCAGUGUUCGCAAGUUCAAUAAAAACUUUAACGGAGGUAAUGCGAAAAAUUGCGCCAUCGUCGCUAAUUUUCAAAACGAGCGCUACAUUUUUCCGAAACAAUGUCAAUUUUAUUCACUUGAUGUCAGACAACUGCAAAGUAUGAUUGACCUUUCGAAUCAAUAUGAUUUCAUUCUAUUGGACCCUCCUUGGUGGAAUAAAUCUAUUAGAAGAAAAAAAGUUAAAUUAGAAGAAAGCAGCUAUGAUAUGAUGUACAAUAAAGAUGUGGCAGACAUCCCUGUUGGUAAAUUACUGAAACCAACUGGAAUAGUAGCUGUUUGGUGUACCAAUGCUCCUUCUCACAUUGAAAGUAUAUUGAAUGAAAUGUUUACAGCUUGGGGCUUAGAGUUUAAGGCAAAGUGGUAUUGGCUCAAGAUCACUCAAAAUGGUCAACCAGUUUGCAACUUCAACAGUUUUCAUGGAAAACAGCCAUAUGAGCAAUUAAUUAUUGGCUCAAAAUUAUCUAACAUCAACUUACCAGAUGGUAAGAUUAUUGUUAGUGUUCCAAGUGCAAUUCAUUCUCAUAAGCCACCACUUACAGAAAUUUUUAAGGAAUAUCUACCGGAUGAUCCAAACUGUCUGGAAAUCUUUGCUAGAUAUUUACUGCCCAAGUGGACAAGUUUUGGCUUGGAAGUUUUAAAAUUCCAGCACUUAUCUCUGUUUGGAAAGUAGUUAUAACAAAGAAAACUGAGUAUUUUUACUUGUGUUAAAUUUAAUUUAUAAGUAUCAAUAAUAUCAAUAAUGUAUUAU
This is a messenger RNA of Trichogramma pretiosum, 1918 nucleotides long. RefSeq names its product methyltransferase-like protein 4 (gene Mettl4). The record is from RefSeq and is a predicted model, not a curated record. Bases 734 to 1840 code for a protein of 368 amino acids. Gene Ontology annotation, cellular component: RNA N6-methyladenosine methyltransferase complex; nucleus. Gene Ontology annotation, molecular function: nucleic acid binding; methyltransferase activity. The transcript has 6 exons. NCBI's taxonomy places the organism in Eukaryota, Metazoa, Arthropoda, Insecta, Hymenoptera, Trichogrammatidae.